AUACCCCGACGACCCAUGAGGAAUUGGGCUGAGAGCAAGUUAACUAUCGAGUUGCUCAAGGUCGUCGAGAGGGCUGGCUACAACAAUCCUUCUCCUAUUCAAAUGGCUGCCAUUCUGCUUGGACUUCAACAACGUGAUGUGAUUGGUGUUGCGGAGACUGGUUCAGGUAAAACUGCUUCCUUUGUUCUGCCUUUGUUGACUUAUAUAACUAAGCUUCCUCCUUUGAAUGAAGAGAAUGGGCCUUAUGCAGUUGUAAUGCCCCCUACGCGAGAACUAGCUCAACAAAUUGAGAAUGAGACGGUUAAGUUUGCGCACUAUUUGUGUAUCAAAGUUGUUUCUAUUGUUUGUGGGCAGUCCAUAGAGGAGCAAGGUUCUAAGAUUAGGCAAGACUGUGAAGUGGUGAUUGCAAUCCCCGGGGGACUUCUCGAUUGCUUGAAGAGAUGCUAUUGCGUUCUGAACCAAUGUAAUUAUGUUGUUCUUAAUGAGGCUGACCGAAUGAUUGACAUGGGGCUUGAACCUCAAGUUGCCGGUGUACUAGAUGCUAUGCCUUCGAGUAAUAUGAAACCGGAGAAUCGGGAGGAAGAGCUUGAUGAGAAGAAGCUAUAUUGAACCACUUAUAUGUUCAAUGCUACCAUGCCGCCUGCUGUAGAGCAGCUGGCUGGAAAAUACUUGAGAAAUCCUGUUGUCGUGACUAUUUGCACUGCUGGAAAGGCUACUGACCUAGUUACUCAGCACGUAGUCAUGGUCAACGACACAGAGAAAAUGUAUAAGCUGCAGAGAUUGCUUGAAAGGCUUGGAGAUAAUAAGAUUGCUAUAGUGUUCAUCAACACUAAAAUGCAGGUUGAUACUGUUGCCAUGAAUCUGGAUAAAGCCAGUUACAUGGUUGCCGUACUACAUGGUGGAAAGUCACAGGAGCAGAGAGAAAUCAGUCUUAAAGGAUUUCAGACAGAGAAAUCAUGGCCUCUCCUUUCGAUUAGUAGG
This is a messenger RNA of Capsicum annuum, 981 nucleotides long. Its product is annotated as DEAD-box ATP-dependent RNA helicase 21-like. Gene Ontology annotation, cellular component: catalytic step 2 spliceosome. Gene Ontology annotation, molecular function: ATP binding; RNA helicase activity; RNA binding. Bases 16 to 609 code for a protein of 197 amino acids. Gene Ontology annotation, biological process: mRNA splicing, via spliceosome. The transcript has a single exon. The record is from RefSeq and is a predicted model, not a curated record. NCBI's taxonomy places the organism in Eukaryota, Viridiplantae, Streptophyta, Magnoliopsida, Solanales, Solanaceae.